This is a messenger RNA of Leishmania major strain Friedlin, 2922 nucleotides long. RefSeq lists its product as hypothetical. NCBI's taxonomy places the organism in Eukaryota, Euglenozoa, Kinetoplastea, Trypanosomatida, Trypanosomatidae. The transcript has a single exon. The record is from RefSeq and is a predicted model, not a curated record. The coding region runs from base 1 to 2922 and encodes 973 amino acids.
AUGACGGCAGCCACAGAUGGGGGUAUGUCUGGCGUAGUGAAGUGCGCUGAGUGGUUGCACGAACUGAUUCCAUGCUGGCUGGAUGGUGAUGUCUCCGUACACCUGGAGGACGCGCUCCGGGAGGUAGCGACUCACCUCGAUGGCGUCUCCGCGGUCGCGGAGAAGGGUGUCCAUCUUCCCCUGAAGGCGGCGCUGCGCGUGCAGAUAAUGGCGCUGGAUAGCUGGAACGCAACGGCCUUACGCGGAUGGCCAUUAGAACGCAAAGAUCUGAAGGUGCAGGCUCGCUGGCUAGUUACAUACCUGUUCCUCUGCAGUCACUGCGUCUUUGCCGGACAAGAGGUUCGCGAAGCGCACUUGUCGCACCACCUAGACGACGCCGAAAAAUGCAUCCUGAUGUGCCUAAAGACGAGCAAGGGGCUCCUCCGUGCGCGCCACACCGAUGCCGCUGAAAAGUUACUCGCGUGGGCGGCGUGUGUUGUCAAGGCAUGCGCAGGUGUCCCCGGCUCCAUGCGCAGAUUUUCAGCGGAGAUUCAAUUUGCUCAGUUGCGCGCAGCCUGGGAGGCAGCGCAGCACGAACGCGCGUGUGUCAUUGCCACCCAGCUGGCUGAGGAGACGCGUUCAAGCACCGCGUACACAGAGGCGCUGCUCGAGUUCAUCUACAACGUUGGGGUGAAAUCGCUGCAGGAGGGCCGCCCCAAUGCAGGUGCACUCGAUAGCGCGGCUCACGGUGCAUCGGAGGUGGAGGGAGUGGGACUACCAGCAUGCGCAUCAGGGCAGCCCAUGCCAGACGUACAGGCCUCGCUGCAGAGUCUGCUUCUCCUCUCCCUGCGACUACAGAAAGCCGUCAAGGCUCGCUCAGUGAAGCAGCGGACAUUUCUUGGCAUGACAUACCUGCAGUACGGGUAUUCUCUGCUUCUGUGCGGCAAGUAUGACGCCGCGGCGGAGGCGGCGUCGACGUCGUACGACCUUCUCCGCACCCUCGAGCCCAUCGUGGUCCGCUUCAAGGCCGAGGUUCACCGUCACGCCACGGACGAGGUGCUGGCAUUGUUUCGUGCUCUGUGCAGCGAUGCCACGGUUGCUGUGGGGGAUCUCUGCGCCAUGGCAAGCCUUUCCUUGGAGAAGAUGCCCGCUGUACAGGAAACCUUGUUGGCAGAGCUGCAUCGGCGCGUGGCGGCCUCGACGAGCGCUGUCGACCAGUUCCGGCUGCUAUGCGUUCUCAUUCGCCAUUGCUCUGAGUGGAGCGUUACGGAGCUGCUGCGUCGCCUCUCCGAUGGUGAUAUGCCACCACCAGCGUUUCACCGCUUUCUGUUCUGCUGCCUCUGGCGGCUGUCAGCCAUGGCGGUGAAUGGGCAGCCGCGUUGCUUGUCUGCCACGACUCGGUGGAGCUGCCUGGACACCGCACAGCGUCUCUUUCGCGGCGUUGCCUCAGAGGAAGAGCGGCAGGCCGUUUUGCUGGACAUGACACAGCUGGUCCUCGCAAUGCAUGACGAGGGCGUGGACGCCACGGAGGAGCUUGAGCACACGCUGGCAUUAUGCCACAACGUGGGGACUAUCGCUUCUGGACUGGAGGCAUCUUCCUUGCAGGCUCAGGCGCAAAUUGCGUUUUUGCUUGGCAAACAAGAGCAUGGAAUGGAGCGGGUGAGAGGGCUACUUGCAUGCACUGCAGGAGAGGCAGCAGUGCGGGCCUGCAGCGAACUCGUCACGUUUUUGCUCCGCACAUCGUUGCUUCACUCGGCUGGCGCAGUGGCAGAAUUAUGCGUUGUUGCGUUUCACCAGCACCAGUCACCGGUGUGCAUUAUCGAGUUUGCCAAGGUGUUUGCCAUGGGAUGCUUGGUAGACCAGAAUGAAGGCCUCCGCGCCGAGGUUGGCGAAAUUCUUGAGGUGCACGUCUGUCCCAUCUUGAAGCACGUGUCACUGACGUUGCCUGACGCGCGAUGGUGGAGCCGGUUUCUCUGGUACGCUGCCGAGGCGCUCCUUGACAGCGAUCCUGUGCAUGCCGUGCGACUCCUCCAGGCCGGAGUGGAGCUCCCAGCAUACCGUAGCGACGCCGGUGAGGCCGAGGUGUCCACGACAGCGGCGGACGCGUUUCUGCGCAAUCGGCUGUGCCUGUUGCUAGAUACCGAGUUUGACACCUUCGCAGCUGGGCAAGCGGCUCUCUCCACUGUGGAGCUUCGGCGGCACGGGGACUCUCUCGCGAGCCUACUCAGCUCCUGCGACGAGGAGAAGAAUAGCACAGACGAGACCUCCACCCUACGGCAGCGUGUAACGCUCUUUCUCGCGCGCUUAGAGGCGACCCUGCGUGACAUGCUGGUGCACGAUGCCUCUACGCCCAUUGACGUGGAAGCGCUCCGCCUCGACGAACUUCCCAGUAUGGUUGCCAUAAGCUCAGCCGAUCUCGAGCAAGUGGCGGCAGUGUGCCACUACGUGGCCUCACGCCUUUCCCCUCCUGGUUCCCAUUUUCUAUGCGAUGCAGCCCUCAACAUCAUGCUGGCCGCGGCCCAGCUGCAGCUCAGCAGCGAUGUCACCUCCACUGCUGCGCUUAGCGCUCUUUUAGCAACCAUCUACGCCGCAUUCAAGAUGGCUCGUAACGCUGACGGACGCCUGCUGGUCUCCGAGGCUCUCACCGCCGCCCUCCCUCUUCUCACUGCGAAGAAUGCCUCGCUGCGUGCUGCUUUCUCUCACUUACACAACAAUGAUGGCGAGUGCCCUACAGUGGCACGAGACCUCGGCCUCUGCGAAACCGUGGUGGAGUUCUUCGCCGUUGAAGCGUGGAAUGAGUCAGUGCAGUGGAACAUUCUGCAGAGGCGUGAGCUGGUGGAGCGAUGGCGCGCCGUCGUCGCGGUGCUCACGAGUGUCCUCAGCCACGGCAACGCGUCGAAGGCUGCUAUCGCCGACCUUGCUGCGCAGAUGCCUUUGCUGUGA